Molecule: messenger RNA, 6085 nt
Organism: Melanotaenia boesemani (Boeseman's rainbowfish)
Lineage: Eukaryota; Metazoa; Chordata; Actinopteri; Atheriniformes; Melanotaeniidae
Gene: gdpd4a
Product: glycerophosphodiester phosphodiesterase domain containing 4a
Exons: 16
Coding region: 126-1919 (597 amino acids)
Biological process (GO): lipid metabolic process
Cellular component (GO): membrane
Molecular function (GO): glycerophosphodiester phosphodiesterase activity
Source: RefSeq, a predicted model, not a curated record
AGAUAGAGCGGUAAUCAAGAGUCCUGCUUUGGUAUCCUCCUUCCUUCCUUCCUCUCUCUCUCCUCCCUCUUUUCUUCUCUCUCCCCCUCAUUCUGUCUUUGUGAUGCCGGGCUGUGGGUGAGUGUAUGCCCGUGACCAGACUGAAGCUGGGGAAGUUAAAGGUGGUGCGGCGGCAGCUGCUGCAAAGGUAUGAACACCAGCCCUUUGUCUCCUGCCUGGCUGGCCUCUAUGGCUGCCAAUGGAGACGAUACCAAAGAGCCCGGGCGCAGCCGGGAGAGUGCUGCUGCAGCAAGGUGGAGUGUGGCAGUUUUGGCCUCCUGAUCCUCACCUUCUUCCUGAGUUUUGUUUUCCUCUAUUUCUGGAGUGAAGCCCAGAAUGACUAUAAUGACUUUGACUGGUUUAAUUUUGGGACUCUUGGUUUCUGGUUCCCCUGGUCUCUGGUCCUGCUGGUUGUUGCUGCCGCUCUGUUCACAUACAUUGCUCUUUUAUUGGUGUUGGCAGUGUGUCUGCUGUCUGAGGGUCAGAGGCUGUACCUCCACUGGAGCCACAAGACUGGCAUCGUGGUGACAUUGGCAUUUUCCGUCACAGCCACUGCAAUCCUGUCUGACCUUUGGAGCAAAGAAUGGAAGACUCUGCUGCUCUCCCUGCAGGUUACUGCACCUUUCCUCCAUGUGGCUGCAGUCUCACUAAUGGCAAUUCUCUCAUGGCCAAUUGCGUUGCACUUUUUCCGCAUGAACAAAAAAGUGCGUCAGGUUGCUGUCCUUGGUCUUUUCCUGUCCGUCCUGUUCUCUCUCUACCUGGUUCCUUUGGGAAUGUACUCACCCUGCAUUAAAGAGGCAGGGACACUGAGACCUGCCCCAGCCCUUAUUGGACACAGAGGAGCUCCAAUGCUUGCUCCGGAAAAUACCGUGAUGUCAUUUGAAAAAGCAGUGGAAGCUGGAGGAGAAGGACUGGAGACUGACGUCACCAUCAGUUACGAUGGUGUUCCCUUCCUGAUGCAUGACUCUACACUGAGGAGGACCACGAAUGUUGCUGAGGUUUUCCCAAAUCGAACGCAUCUUGAUGCCUCCAUGUUUACAUGGGCCGAGCUACAGCAACUCAACGCUGGCGACUGGUUCUUACUGAGGGAUCCAUUUGGCACUGCUUCAUCCCUUUCUGAGGCAGAUCGCUCCCAGGCACAAAACCAGUCUGUUCCUUCACUGGCCCAGUUCUUGGAGGUAGCUGCCCGAAGCAACAGACUAGUGCUGUUUGAUCUACGCAGGCCACCACAUGGGCAUCCAUACAGUCAGUCAUACAUCAACGCCACUCUGCAGGUCAUACAGGCCCACAUCAACUCCUCACAGGUAUUGUGGCUGCCAUCUGAAGACAGGGAUCUGGUCCAUGCUGUGGACCCAGAGCUGCAGCAGACCUCUGGAGAAAAGGCAUCUAUUCAGGAGCUGACAGACGGUCACAUCACCAGGCUUAACCUUCACUACAGCACUAUGUCACAGCAACAGAUCUGUAAAUACCAGUCAGUGAACAUCAGUACGAACCUGUAUGUGAUCAGCCAGCCGUGGCUCUACACACUAGCCUGGUGUGCUGGAGCACAGUCUGUAACCACCAACUCCAUCCACAUCCUGUCCAACAUCAACAAGCCACUUUUCCUUAUGACUCCAGAGGAAUACAGUCUGAUGUGGAUUCUUACUGAUGUUGUGUCUGCCUGCCUCAUUUUUGCGAUUUUCAUAUUCCAUUGGUGGAGAGAGAGAGGCCUGCCCUUCUGGUCUGGCAGCCAUCAGACUCACGAGAAUGGACCAUACAGCAAGUUCAGGACAGAGUUGAGUGACGUUUGGUCCAUCUCCAGCGUGAAUGUUCGGCCUGACCUACGAAGCACGCCCAGUUCACCCACUACCCCUCACCUGCCCACCAUCACAGAGGAGUAACUGAAGGGAGGAGGGGGAGACAGAGAGAUAAAGAAAGAUAGAAAAAGGCAAGCGGAAAACAGAAAAUGGGAAAUGUUGAAGAGUACUUGUUUAGAGAGAAAUUAUGUUGUUAUUUAUAUGAAAUAUUCCUGACUAAAUUAACAACAUUCAUUAUUUAUUAAGAACAAAAACAGAACAGUGAGAAAUGUUUAGGUGAAAAAGAGCCAGAAAACUUUCUUUUUCUCUCUCCACCUCUUCUCUUGUCCUCUGUCCCUGGACUGACUACCUGCAAGACUGAACUGUUGAACCAAACGUCUUUCACUGUCAGUCAUCAAGGACAGAGACACUGGAGCUCCACCGUCCAUUUCAGCACUAAAGUCUCAUAGGUGCCAUCAAAUGACUGACAACAGGAGGCAGUUCAUCACAAGACUGACAUGACUGACAUGCUCAAGAACAUUGUUACAUGUGGUCAUUCAACACCACCAGCUGAUCUUAACAAUGCAAGAAAGAAAGUAAACCUUACAAAGGAAAGAAGAAAAUAAAUUUAUUCUAUUGUAGUGAUACAUGACUUAAUGUCGUUCCAUGUCUUGUUUUAGUUAAUGAAAACCAAAAGUUUAUGAGAGGAAAAACGGUGCAGCUCUAGGCUCCGUUUUCAUGGUUAUGAAAACCAAAUGCAGAGUAGGAGAUAACGGAAAAGUGAUAAAAUGGACUCUUAAUAUUUUAUGCAGAUUUUUUGCUUUCAUUAUCAGCUGUUCAGAUGCAGUAGGCAAAACUAUCAAUAAUGUUUUAAAGGAGACAUAUUAGGACUUUUGGGUUCUAGUAGCGUUUUCUUUAUAGGUGAUUGACAGGAAAGGGGUCAGAGAGGAGGGGUGACAUGCAGCAAAGGACUCCAGGCCAGGGAGUCUUGCUGCAUGAUUUAAACCUGAGCCUUUGCAUCACAGAGCUUCAUACGCUGUGUAUGAGGGGCACUGGUCUACUGAGUUACAUGCUACCCUGAUGCUUGUCUUUACUUUCUACAUGAUGAGGUAUACAUGAAUAAAAUGAAUCCCUAUUGGCAAAAAAAAAAAAAAAAAAAAUCAGACAGCUCUUAUUACGACAUUUCACGUUAUCAACAAGCUUGCAUUGACUCGCUUUAGAUUACUUCAUUUAAUCAUCUGCUUUGGGCACAACAUGCCCACAAAUUUAAAUUAUGAUCUUCUAUUUAAAUGUGUCAACAACAUAACUCACAAAACAGUCUACUUCAGCUAACUUAAAGCUCUUAAAGUCACUGAUAAAAUUAAAGUUAUUGUUUUUAUACAAAUGGUCAUGCGCUAUAUGUUGCCUGUACGCUGGUAUCUGACCUGCAGGAACAUAUAAAGUCAUUUUAUUGGCAUUUUGAUAGAAAAAAGACAUGACAAAGUGAGCAUAAUAGGUCUCUUUUAAAAUUUUAUCUGUGUGAGUUAGUGGGUCUGGUAAUUGGUGAUACGUUAUUGGACAGAAUGAAUGUAAACCUGAGGUUUGAGAGAUUAUUUUAGUAUGCAUUUAUGUUUCAACUUAAGUGAAUGUAUAAACACGUGAAGCCAUGCUUUUCAACAGAAUGAGGAUGAUUUUGGGUCCUUUUAAAUUGAUAACAAAUUUGUGCCAAAUAGCUGCUGAUAUAUAAAAGAUUCUUGAGAAACCAUACCUUGUACUUUAUUUACAAGGGAGCACUUACAAAAUCAGCCUUUUCCUCAAAUAUACGCACACGGUACCUUUUAGUAAUAUGUAUAUACUCAGUCUAUACUAUGCUGUUUUAAUUUCAGUUCUAUUCAACAUUCAUUAAUAGAGCACAUUUAAUUUAGAAUCAUUAGAUUUGACAUCCAGGUAGUCGUGCCAGUUUGCUGCAGUGUUGGAGCAGAAAGUGCCGUUAAAAUCAUACAGUGAAUGUGUUUUUAAUUUGGUUUUGUUCACCCAUCACAGUUAAUGUACAGAAGUUUAUUUAGAAAAUACAACAAUGGUUUCUGACUAAACCUGGUUAAAAAUAAUCGAGAGUUGUGUUGAACAAAGUUGCCCUGUCUUCACUGUUGUCUGUCUUGUACCACACACACAGGCCUGGUUUUAGACUGAGGUGGUUUAGAAACAAGUAUAAAGAAGGAAAAUGCUUCACAGUUUUUCAUUUUAUCUUGAACUUUCCAGAAAAUGCAAGACCUCUGAAUGGGACCUUAAACGAGGCUGAAACGUUCUAGAAAUUUAAAUUAAAUCAGAACCAUGACUGUCUAAGACUUUCUUUAGCAAUGCAGCUGAGCUAAUGUUAUGUGAUGUACUGUCAGAAAUUUGUAGUUAGCACUUAGUCUUGCUGUAUUUGUGUUACUGUUGAGAAAAUAGUAGCUGAUCUGUUAGGUGGGCUAAGCAUUUUAGCUACAGUUGUCACUUUAGCUGCACAGCCAUAUUUAUUCUAUUGAAUAUGAUGUUUCCCACCGUACGACCGUUCAUUUUUAGUGAGCGAGUCUGGUGACAAUGCGUCACUGCAUUGGUUUUCCUUCGGUAAUGCUUUGCAUUUUGAGCCUUGCAUGUGUUGGAUUUAUCCAACUUUUGUUUUAUAAAUGCUGUCUUAAAGUGAUAGUGUAGCUGCUAAUUGUUUUCAUUUUAAAAUCUUAGCUCUUGCAAACCUCUGGAUCUGUAAAGAAGUUCAAGUUUGAAAAAACUUUCAGGGUAUCCAGAGAAAUACAUAUGCUCUGUUAAAAGCAUAACAAAUUAUUCAGCAAAUUUCUGUUGAUCGCAAAAAAAAAAAAAAAGAAAUUAGAAUCAAGACCUCACAUGUGAUUUAUCUUGAAACAGGAAGGUGUUUGCUCUUUCUCCAGAAUUCAGUACUGGGAGGUGUUUCAGUUGCACAGGUCCAGAUCCUUGAAUCUUUCCACUUCCAGUUCUGUCUGGUAUCAAGCAACAUUGCAGAGCAUUCAAUGGAAAUUCAGUGAACUUCUUACAGUCCUUGAAAUGACAGAAUGUCUUUGGUGUAGCCAUCUACUGCUGCACUGUAAAUCUACCUACAAAGUAGAUCACAUGAAGUCCUAAUAAUAUAACAUGGGUGAGGUGUUUUUUAUUAUAUUUUGACAAAAGAGUGAAUGUCUGGCUCAUCCUGAGCUUACCGAUGAACAGCAGAGAAGUGGGCAGCACAGAUAAUAACCUCUGUUUUCUCUGUCGGAAACCAGUAAGCCAACAGACAAAUUUUAUUUGGUAACUCAACUAAGAAAGAGAAACUUGUAUUUGCAAUCACUCUGCUUUUGUUGGCAAUUUUUAAUAUACGAGGCAAACUUUAAAGUUUUUUGCUUUAAAAUGUUUUACAUGCAAGUGGCCGUUGCAUGAUAUUCUGCAUGCUAUUUUAAUUAGAGGAUUGCAAGCAACUGUAAUCAGUGUAUUUAAAUCAUUAAUAACUUAGAUUAAAUGAAAAAAAUACCUUUAAAAACAUGGAGUUAAGAGGUAUUAAUGGCACCUGACAUAUACAGGUCGUUUCAUAGACUUACUGGAGGAAAAAUAAGCUGCUUCUCAUAGUUUAGUCUCAGCUGCCUUCACUCAGGACUGGUGAGCAUUUAAUGCAUGAAAAUGUUUUAUUUUUACCAAAACUAAAGAGAAAAUGGAAACUUUCUCAUUUUUUGAUCUAGUUGUCAUCAAUAAAACAUGUCUGCUUUGUUAGCUGGAUACUUGCAAGAGUACAUUGUAGUUAAUACUUGUAUGUUUUUCUCUAAGAUAUAUUAGUAGAUAAAUGAAGUUAUAAAUUUCUCACCACUGAGAAGUUCUUUAUUUGAAGAUUGUGUUUUGAAUGUGGCUCCAUCAGCUGUUAUUUCAUUGUUUGGCUAUGAAGGGCCCUGAUUUGACAACAUGGUCGUGUUCACAUGAUUAGCUUGAUCGCAGAGACAUUUUCUGUUUCAGGCUGUGAUAAUUUUAGGUGAAUUUUGUACAUGAAGCGUUGCCCCUCCUAAAAUCAAAUUUCAGAAUUAGAAGACUAUAAAUGCUCAACAUUGUUCUCAAGUAAUGAUCUUCAGUCCUUGUGGAGAAGAAACUGACUGAUCGUACAAUAGAGUAAAACUGUUUAAGUCUCCGUAGCAUUUACAUCCUGUGCUGUACUGAAAGGCCUUUCUUUUAUAGAAGCAUUUUGUCCUUUUUGUUUUUUUUACUGUACAUUUUCUUUCUAUAAAUGCAACUGUCAUAAGAUAUUAAAACAUUGGAGAAAA